UUGUUUCAAUGAAAGGAAUCAAUAUGACUGGCAAACGACGGCGCAUGUUAUGUUGGGGCGGUGGGGUCACUUUCGGCGUUUUUCACUUGAGAAGUUAUAUGUGGGAGGUGGCACAUCGUGGCAGAGCCUACUACGGCGUCGUUCCGUGCUGUACCCUCCGGUGAAAGAGAAACCCUAUCUUCCAGCCAAUUACUCGGAAUAAGGAACGGCGAUGGAAGCCCCUUGUAAUGACGAAGCCACCCACACUGCCUCCUCCACCGCCACCCAAUCCAUGUCUAAAAACGCCCAGAAGCGGUUGCUCAAGCAACAGCGGUUCGAGGCGAAAAAGGCGGAGAAAAAGGCUCAGAUGAAGGAGCACAAGAAGAGGGAGGCGGAGCGGAAGCGUAAGGAGUGGGAGGCGAGACUGGCGAGCGUUGGGGAGGAGGAGAGGGAGAAGCUGAUUGAGGAGAGGAGAGUGCUGAAAAAAGAGCGCGUGGAGAAGCAGACGGAGGCGAAAGGGAAGAAGCUGGAGAGGCUGCAGGCUGCGAGGACCAAUGGCCAGAACCUCGUUAUUGAUCUCGAAUUCGCCCAUCUCAUGAGCCCCAGUGAACUGCAUAGCCUCGUUCAGCAGAUUAUGUACUGCUAUGCGGUAAAUGGAAGAUGUGCUGUGCCAGCCCACAUUUGGCUGACAGGUUGCCAGGGAGAGAUGCAAAAUCAGCUUCUACGGAUCCCUGGAUAUGGUAAGUGGUUAAUCGAAAAGGAGGAACAAUCCUAUGUGGAGGCUUUCAAAGAUCAGAAGGAAAACUUGGUGUAUCUAACAGCCGAUGCCGAAAAUGUCCUUGAUGAGCUUGAUCCAAAAGCGAUAUACAUUAUCGGUGGGUUGGUGGAUAGGAAUCGUUGGAAAGGCAUUACCAUGAAGAAAGCAAUAGAACAAGGGAUAAGAACUGCCAAACUGCCUAUUGGAGCUUAUCUAAAGAUGUCAAGUUCUCAGGUCCUUACAGUGAAUCAAGUUGUGGAGAUACUGCUUAAGUUCUUGGAAACAAGAGAUUGGAAGGACUCGUUUUUUCAGGUUAUUCCUCUGAGGAAAAGAUGUGAAGGUGGGCUCGCAUGCGAUGACGAGUUGGAAAGCAGAGGUACUGAUAAAGAGGACGCCGCAUUCCAAAUACAAGAAGCUGAAGCAGAUGUCAAAAGUGAUGGUCAAGAGGUAUCAAGACUGGACAAUGGAAACAGUUUAGGGAUAGAGGAUCAGAAGGUGAAAAGGCAGUGCAUUGAAACAUAGAUUUGAAAUUUCUUUUCUUACUUUCAAAUUUUUGUAGACAAAAUAUAUUCAAAUAAAAGACUCAAGAACGUUCAAAUAAAAGGCAGUGCAUUGAAUUUUAGUAAGCCCAACCAUCCUUUUACACUACACUUGAACGAAUCACCAAGACCUGAACAACACAUGAAAGAAAACUGA
Striga asiatica is the source of this 1432-nucleotide messenger RNA. The record is from the annotation of a GenBank genome assembly. NCBI's taxonomy places the organism in Eukaryota, Viridiplantae, Streptophyta, Magnoliopsida, Lamiales, Orobanchaceae.